CAGGAGCUGUUUUGGCCGCAUACAGGGUGCUUGCCUAUUCCUAGACUCAAGCUGAUGGCGUUAGGGACAACAACUGUAUCGUUCUAGACCUUCGUUUUUGCCUUAACAGGCCUGUCGGGUUUAAAAUUUAUGUCCGGCAGUCCGUUUGGCUAAGAGUCGGCUCCAGGACUAGCUCUUCGAUUUUUGCGUGAAGGCUUACUCCGCGCUCCCGAUGCACAGAGCGUCGGACUGUGGGGUCUUUUCAGCCGAAGAAGCCUUUCAAUCUAGGGUUUGCGUUGCUGUAGAUAUUCCGACUCACUAUGCUGGUUUCGUGCCCAAUUAGAUACUCCUCGUCAGCAGAUUUAAGAUCCUCUCCUAGAUUCAGUCAGUUGUGUCACCAUGGAUCCUUCCAGUCCAGUACAAGAUGGAAUGCUGACGUCAGGCAGUGGGGGAUCCGGAGCCGGUGCAGCGGCAGCAGGGGGGAUGCCGUUGAUAUCGCCGUCAGACGUCCACGUCCUAGUGGUGGACGACGAGCGGCUCUCGCGGCUAGUCGUCGGAAAUCAGUUCCGAAGAUGCGGCUAUCAAGUGACGGUGGCGGAUGGAGGGAUGGAGGCCCUCCGGGUGCUGCAGGAGAGGCCGGACGGAUUCAACCUCAUCCUCGUUGAUCUCAUGAUGCCGGGGCUGGACGGGCUGCAGCUGCUGCGAAUCCUUCGAGCUGACUCCAACUACAACGCCAUCCCCAUCAUCAUGAUGUCAGGCAACUCCAACCAGUCGACGGUGCUGCAGUGCAUAGCGGCGGGGGCGGAGGAGUAUCUGGUGAAGCCGGUCACCAAGCGGGACGUCACUCACAUGUGGCAGCACGUGUGGCGCCGCAUCCAGCUCGUCUCCAACGCGCCCGAGAGCCUGCAGAAUAGCGGCAGCCAGGCGGAGCACUCAGGCCCGGGCGCCUCCUCCUGCCCCGACGGUUCCUUCAACCCCAGCGGCGGCGCCAAGCCGCUGCUCUCCCUGCGCUCCUCCUCAGGCAUGCACAACCCCCACUCCUCCUUCGACGAGGCCGGCGGUGCUGUCGCCGCCAGCGCCGCUGCUGCCGCUGCGCAAGCAGCAGCAGCAGCAGCAGGAGCGGCUGGUACAGCUAUCGCCGGCCGCGGUUACCGUUACGGUUACGGUCCCCUAGGCACGUCCACUCUGCCCACCCAUUCGUCUGCCGACACCCGCGGCACCUGCUCCUUCUCCAGUGGAAGCGGCCCCUUGGCCGCCCUGCCGCAGCAGCCUCACCAGCCGUUUGGCGCAUCUCCGGGGUUUGCCAACGCUAGGAGGGUCAACGCAAUGGCUGCAUCAGGAAGCAUGGGGCAGAGGGAGGCGUCGGUGGCUGAAGUGGCGCUGACAGGCGGGUCGGGAGAGCUGUGGGCCGGCGGGGGCGGCACGGAGAUCUGGACUGGGUCGGUGGAUGGGUGGCAGGCGGCGGAAGAGGAGCCGGAGAGGCAGCAGCAGGUGCAGCAGCGGCUUCAGCAGGUGCAGCAGAGUACGGGAGUGAGUCAGCAGAGGAGGGAAGCAGGGGGCACGGAGAUCUGGACUGGUUCGGUGGAUGGGUGGCAGGCGGCGGGGGAGGAGCGGGGGAGCGAGCAGCAGGUGCAGCAGCUAGAGCAGAGCCCGAGAGUGAGUCAGCAGAGGUGGCAAGGAGGGGGAAGCAGCCAGAGCCGGCAGUAUCAUCACCAGCAACAGCAGCAGCAGAAAGACUUGCAGCCUCCCACGCCACCGCUGGCGCAGCAGCAUGAGCCUGUGGCGAGCCGGAGGCAGGCGUGGCAGCAGCGGCAGCAGCAGUGGCAGCGGCGGGGCGAGGGUAAGCAGGAGCCGAGGGAAGUGAUAGUACAAGGUGGUGAGCAUAAGGGGGGCGGUGGGGAGGCUGGAACAGGGACGUUUGAUGGAGGAGGGGCGAAGGGCGCUGCAUACUCGCAUGAUCAACAGUUGCGUCGGCAACAGCAACAACAGCAGCAGCAGCAGCAGCAGCAGCAGCAGCAGCAUGUGAAGGAGCGCUUAGUGAAGGAGGAGCAAGGGGACAAGCAGAUGUUUGCACGGCAGCAAGGGAAGGAUCAGCUGGCGCUGGAGCAGCAGCGGCAGCAGAUGCUGGCGCACUACCUGCGGUCGGGGGGGCAGAACGUGCAGGCGUUUAUAGCCCAGAUGGAUCUCGCAGGAACGUGGGGAGGGGCAGAUGCGGGCAUAAACCCCGCGGCCAUCAACAACAAUGCAGGCUUAAACCCCGGCGCUCCUGGCGGCUCCGGGGUGUCAGUCUCCGCUGAUGAUGGCGGCAGUGUGAGGACGGGUAACGAUGGUGUGAGGGGGGAGGCGCACAGAGGACGGAGCAUUGCGUUUGGUGGUGCGAGCGCUGGUGAUGGUGGUGCUAACGCGGGCAGUGAUGGUGGCGCUGGUGCUGGUGCUGGUCCUGGUCCUGGUGCUGGUGCUGGCGCUAGUCCUGCUGCUGGUCCCGGUACCGCUUCCACUGGCAGUGGGGCGGACAUUCACGAGUGGGUGGCUCGCCUGGAGCAGAUGCCCGAGCUGCAGGAGCAAGGCGUGAGCGGCGACGGCGAGGAGAGGUCACCGUCGCAGGGGAGAGGAGGAGCAGCAGCACGCGGGGACGCGAUGGAGAGUGAGGAGGGGGGGCGCCGAGAGGAGGCUGAGGGCUGUGAGAAUGGGCCGGGAGGGAGGGAUUUUCCGGCUAGGAAGAUGGGGAGAAUGGCGGGGCAAGGUGGCAGCCCAGGGCAGUCGAAUCUCUCUGGGAAACGGAGCAGCAGCAGUGGCGGCGGAGGUGGAGGUGGCAGUGGUGGCAGUGGCGGGGGCAGUGGCGGGGCCGUUAGGAGAGGCAACGCAGCGAGGGGGAAAAGCGGGUGGGGCUUUCUCUCUGGCCCCAAGGCAGCAGCCAAGAAGCGGCAGCGGCUGGGCAGCCCAGAGGGCGACCAGAGGCGCGUUGGGAGCGCUAGUGGCAGCACAGGGCAGGGAGGCGGCCCUGGGAAGGGAGGCGGUGCAGGCUCGGGGCGUGCGAGCAGGUUCGGGAAGGAGGGCGGCUCAGGCUUAGAUUAUGGGUCUAAACUUGCAGGUAGCUCGGGAAUGGGAGGCGGGUCAGGGCUGGCUGGCGGUAGUGCCUCGGGGCUGGUCGGCGGUAGCAGUAGGGGGAGUGAGAGGUGCGAGCGGGGCGAGCAGCGGGGCGAUGGGGAGCAUGUGGCGGAGGCGGAGACAGCGUUCUGGUCCGAGCGGCAGAAUCACAUUGAGGAGAUGCGACGGCAGGAGAUGCACAGGCAGGCGGAGGGAGGCAGGGGUGUGGCACAGGCUGGGCGUGUAGUGGGACAGAAGCGGGAGCAGCAGCAGGAGGAGUGGGGACAGAUGGAAGGGGACGGGAGCAGUCACGGGGGGCAUGCGGCUGGAGACUUUGCCUGGACGACGUCUCGGUCUGUGUCCAGGAGCAACACCGUCUUGCCUCCCACUGAGCGUCCAGCCCUCCCACCCACCCGCCCUUCCCCUUCCUGCCCACCCACUGCUUCCCUGGCGCCCCCUCCUGACUGCGCUCCGUUUCUCCCCUUGGAAUCACAGCCGUGGUCCGGUGCUGAAGAGACUACCCGUCCCACCAUGCCACGUGCCCUGUCGGAUCCCGAGGAGGCCAGCCCUGCUAGUGGCGGCAGCGAGAGCGAGCUUCAGGUGAAUGAUCAAGGGGGCCCAGGAGUGUUCUCAGGUGCGGGGGGGGCUAGUGGCAGGGGACGCGGCGGGGGGUCAGGGCGUGGGCGAGGGGCGGCGUUGGCAGGGGGGCGAGGGGUGUGGGUGGGGGGCAGGGCUCAGGUGCUGAGGACGAUGAGGGGGCGGCGGAAGGAGGUGUCGCUGUCAGAGCAGCUGAUGCGGCAGCAGAGGGAGGCGGAGCAGCGGAGGAGCGGGGUGGGCGAGGCACAGCAGGGCCUGGCGGGGGAGCAGGAGGAGCAGGAGGAGCAGGAGGAGCAGCAGGGGCAGCGGCAUCUGAGCUCGUUCUCGCUCACGCAGUCUCAAAGCAACAGCCGGCAAGCCUGGGUGCAGCAGCAACAGGGGCAGGAGGGUGGAGGGAGUCUAGGUUCUGGUCAGCAGCAGUUGGGCCAGCAGUUGCGUCAGCAGGUGGGUCAGCAGGGGCAGGUGCAGAGUGAUGAAGAUGAGGCGCCUGUGGUCUGUGCUGGCCCGCCCUCUUGGGUUGUAAUCCAGAGGAAAAGAGGAGGCGAGCAGGAGGCCAUGGCUGCUGCUGCUGCUGCUGCUGCCAGUGCAGGUGGGAGGAAUGGGCUGGGGCAAGAGGAGUGGGGAGAGGAGGAGGGUGUUGCGGGUGAUGAGAACGGGACCGAGGGAGACGAGGGUCGGAUUGGGAGUGGUGCAGUGGGGAAUGGUGCGGUUGGAAGCGGUUCCUGCAUGGAGGUGGAUGGCAGGGAGGAAGGGGAAGCAGGAGCGGCUUCAGGCUCGGGCGCAUGGACAAACCCUUCGUCAAGCCUGUGGAUGGAGAGUGGUAGUGCUGGUGCUGCCUUUACUGCUGGGGCUGCUCUUACGGGUGGGGCUGCUGUUUCUGGUGGUGGGCGGAUUGCGUUAAUGAGCUGCAGACGGCAGCGCUCAGAAGGGAGAGGUGAGGAGCAGGAGGAGCUGCAACAGCAGGAGAAAGGGGAGGAGAAAGAGGAGGUGAGAGAGGAGGUGAGAGAGGAGGACAUUGUGGUGUUGCAUGGUGAGGCGAUGGAGAAUAGAGGAGAGCGAGGGGAGGAGAGUCAGCUGGGAGAGGAGGAUGGUGUGCCUGAGGCAUCUGAGGAGCGGGCUGUGCACCCAAGUAGGGGGAUGCCAGAUGAAUUGGACGUAGAGGGAGAUGCCGCAUGGGAAACCGAGGGAAAUGAGGGCGAGCAGGCGGGGAUGCCGGGUUUGAACCCUGGACUUUCACCUGGAGCUGCUGCUGCGGCUGCGGCUGCUGCUGCUUGGAUGAGGGGUUUAGGGAUGGACGGGUUAGAGAUGGGCGGCUCUGGGGUGCUUGACCCUAGAAUGAUGGCGUUGCAGAUGUUCAUGCAGCAGCAGCAGCGGCUGAUGAUGCAGCGGCAGCAGCAGGAGAUGCAGGGACAGCCGCAGAUGAUGCUGGCUGCAGCAGCAGAAGAAGAAGCAGUGACACAUCAGAGACCGGAGCGAGACGGGCUGGGAUGGGAGGGUGGAGAAGGAAGGGAGGAGGAGCAGCAGCAGGAAGCGCCAGCUGACACCCCAGAUAUGGAACAGGGCGAGGAGGGAGAGGGGGUUGGCGGGCUAGAGCGGGAGGCAGAGGGGAACGAGGAUGAGGCGCAGAGGGAGUGGGAGCAAUGGCGGCUGUGGGAGCAGCAGCAAGGGUUACUGGAGGGAGGGCAAGGGCAAGGGGAGGGAGAGGAAGGGGAGGAGACUGGAAUGCAGCAGGAGCAGCAGGAGGAGCAGCAGGAGGAGCAGCAGCAGGAGCAGGCGGAGGAGCAGGAGCAGCAGGAGCCGCAGGAGCAGCAGGAGCAGCAGGAGCAGCAGGAGCAGCAGGAGCAGCAGGAGCAGCAGGAGCAGCAGGAGCAGCAGGAGCAGCAGGAGCAGCAGGAGCAAGAGGAGGAGCUGGAGGAGCGGGAGGCGCAGCAAGAGUUGCAGCAGGGUUGGGGCGAGGGGCAGGAGGAGAGGGAGCAGGAGGAGGUGGAGUGGGUGAGAAGACAGCAGCAGACGGAGCUGCAGUGGGGCGUGGGGGAGGAACGCCAAGGUUUGGAGGCAGCAGCAGUGGGCAUGGCAGGGGAGGAAGAGGGUUAUGACGAAGCAGGGGCAACGGAUGUAGCAGCGGAGGUAGGAGCGGAGGUAGGAGCGGAGGUAGGAGCGGAUGUAGCGGACAGUUCACCUGAGGAGAUGCAGAUGCAAUAUUUGAGGCAGCGGCUGUUGCAGCUGCAGCAAGAGAGGAUGCGACGGAUGCAGCGGCUACAGCUGCAGCUGCAGCAGCAGCGCUGGCAGCUGGGGGAAGGGGAGGGCAGUGAGGAGGGUGAAGAGCAGGCAGAGGAAGGGGAGCAAGUGGGAGAUGUGGCGCUGCUGCGUGUGGGAGGCAUGCAGCAUUUGGGAGUUGCGGCGCUGCAGCAAGCGGUAGUGCGUGGUGAUGAUGGGGAAGCGGUGGGAUCAGGUGCUGAUGGGGAGGGGGAUGCGGUGUGGCCUCAGGAGCAAAGAGGGGAUACAGCAGAGGGAGUUGCAGAGGAAGUGGGCGAGGGUGUGAGAGAGAAUGCAGCGGAGGAUGGGAGAGAGGAGGUCACGGAAGGUGGGGAAGGAAGAGAGGAAGGGGAGAGAGUAGAGGAGAGCGAGCAAGGUGAGGAGCAGCCGCGAGGGGAGGGGGACGCGGACGGUGAGCAGCAGAGGAGGGGGCUGGAGACCCAGGAAGGAAAUGAAGGGGAGCGGAUCGGGGCAGGGGAGAACGAGGUGAGGGAAGGGGAGGAGGGAGAGGAGGGGAGGGAGGGGAGUGAUGGGGGUGAGGAGGGGGAGGAUGAGGAGGGGGGGGAGGAGCGGAGGCGCAAGUGGGAGUUUUUCUUCCUGCGGCAGCGACAACAGCAGCUGUUUGAGUUCGAGCAGUACCAGCUGCAGCAGCUGCUCGCCAUGGAGCUCGCUGAGAAGGCCAGGCGCGAGGGGGGCGAGCAGGAGGGGGGUGGGGAGGUGAGAGAGGAGGAAGGGGAGCAGGAGGGAGAGCGGGAGGGAGAUCAGGAGAGGAGAAAGAAGGGGGGAGAGCAGGAGGGAGAUGGGGAGAUGAAAGAGCCCGGGGAAGAGCAGGUGGGGCAGCAGGGGGAAGAGCAGCGGGGGGAGCAAGAGAGGAGAGAAAUUGAGGGACUAAUAGAGACGAAGGAAGGAGCAAAGGAGGAGAAGGGUGAUGAGGGACAGGAGAGGAGAGGAGAGGAGGAAUCGGAGCAAGUGGGCGGGUGCUCUAGUGCUGUGCAGCAGCACGGUGAGACCACGGGUGCGACGGAAGAGCAGCUGGCCUCUGUGUUGGGAGGAGAGCGAGCAGAGAAUGUGAGAGAUGAGGUGGACGAGGAGCGAGGGAAGCAAGGAGAGGUGGGGGAAUUGGUGGGAGGCGAACGAGGGGAGGGGCUCAAAGAGGCUGCUGCAGGUGCUGCUGCUGCUGCUGCUGCUGCUGCUGAUGGCGCAGCUUUGGGUGGAGCCGAAGCUGCUGGGGCGGUGGAGGGUGACUUUCAGAAUGGAGAUGCGGUGAGGUUGGGGUCUGAGGUUGAUUUUGACAUGGGCGAGGAAGGGGAAAGCUGGGAAAGCUUUCAAGAGGGCGACCCUAGGGAACUCGGGAGUGGAGGGGGCGAGGCGGAAAGGGGAAGAGGUAGUGGGGAAGGGGUAGUGGCUGGUGCCGGCGGUGGGGACGAGGGUGCUGAGCAGAGAAAGAGUGAAGGGGGUGGGGGCGAGCAGUGGCGGCAAGUGUUUGACUUGAAUGAAGUGCAGCAAGGGGAGGGAGGAGCGGAUGGAGAGGGCGAUGGUGCUGCAGGCGCUGAUAAUGGUUAUGGCUUCGCUGCUGACGGUGAUGAUUAUGGUGCCGAGGCUGCUGCUGCUGCUGCUGAUGGCGUCUGUGAUGGGCUGGGUGAGGCAAGUGCGUCUGUUGCCAGGCCAGGGGCGCACCUACCACUGUUGGACAUGAAUGCCAUGGCACCAGACAUGUGCCUUGAUGCACCACACAUGUGCCUUGAUGCACCACACAUGUGCCUUGAUGCACCACACAUGUGCCUUGAUGCACCACACAUGUGCCUUGAUGCACCACACAUGUGCCUUGAUGCACCACACAUGUGCCUUGAUGCACCACACAUGUGCCUUGAUGCACCACACAUGUGGCGAGAGGCACCUCAGGCUGAAAACGCCGCAGCACUGAAAGGGGGGGAUUCAGGCGGAAGCGUGUGUGCCAGUGGCAUGGUACUUCCCGCAUCUGGAGUGGGUGCCUGCCUAACAUUGACAGUCGCAGCCUGCCCUUCAGCAUCACCAUCAGCUGCAGCAGUGUGUGCCAGUCUGGAGGAAGCCCAAGCGCCCGUGGCCAUGAGCAGUCAGCUGGACAUGAAUAUGGCCGUUGGAGGGCCAGGUCUGGAGGGGGGGUGGGAUGUGAAGAGAGGGCAGCUGCACGCCUCUGAAGCUCUGGAAACGCGUUGCUUCACUGCAGACGCUCCUUCAGCUGCUGCCAGCUGUCGAGGCAUGGACCUGGGUCUGGGGCUGGGAGGAAAGUAUGGGGAACAGGAGAGUCAGCAGAGUCAACAGGGUCAACGGGGUCAACUGGGUCAAGGGGGCCAGGGUGAAGGAGAAGUGGCUAGAAGGGAGCAGGUGGGAGGAGGCAUGGUUGGGCUGUGGCUGGGACUUGAAGUGAGGGAUCCACAGAAAGGGAAGGUUGGUCGCGGCAGUGAAGGGUUUGAGAGGGCAGGGAGGGAUGUAGAGGAGCAGGACAGGGCUGCAAACCCCCACUCUCACGAACGACAGUGGCAAGAGCAGCAUGAGCAGCAUCAGGAGGAGGAGGAGCAGCAGCAGCAGCAGCAAGAGGAGCAGGAAGAGCAAGAGGCAGAUGAGGAGCAAGAGGAGGAGCAGCAGCAUGCGGGAGAGGAGCAGCAGGAGCAGGAGGAGUGGGAGCAGAUGGAAGAAAGGAAGGAGUGGGAGUGGGAGGAGCGGGAGCAGGCGCAAGUGGCAAGAGAAGAAACAGCAGGAGAGGAAGCAAGAUACCCAGCAGCAGAAGCAGUGGAAGCAGCGGAAGCAGCGGAAGCAGCAGCAGUAAGAGUAGCAGCAGAGGCAGAAGCGGGUGCAGCAGCAGAAGCAGUGGUGAAGCCUAGAGCGUCCAGCCCAGCUCUCCACGAGCACAGGCUCUCCCUCAGGCGCUUCCUUCUGCUGUGCCACGAGCACCAGUCCCAGAAUGAGCAGAGGGGGCCCCCAUCAGCAAGAGAGCAGGGAGAGGGUGAGACGGCGGCAGCAGGGGGAACACCAGCAAGUAUUUUCGGCAACCGCCUUGUGAUACCGCCAGUGCCCCCCGUGGCUGUGAGGGAGCAAGCUGUGGCUGUUUUCUGUGAGAUCGCCCGGCUUGUGGUGGCUGCGCAUGACAGGGGAGAGGCUCUGGGGGAUCAGCUGCUCCCCAGUAGGAUCAGAGUGAAGCUCGGGCCCCGGCACUGGCUGCUGCCCUGCUGCUGCAAUGCUGAUGGCGCCGAUAGUGGCUGCAGCGGAGAGGAGAAGCGCGGGACUCUGUCACAUGGGAGAGAGGGUGUAGAGAUGGGUAGGGCUGGUUUGGCAGGAGUUGAGAGGGAGGGAGAGGGCGUGGAUGAGGAGGAGGAGGAGGGAGAGAGGGAGUAUUACGCGGCACCUGAAGGGGGCUUGGAGGUGGGGAAGGGAGGGGGUACGGUGGAUGCAGGGAGAGAGAUGGCAGCGGAUGUGUACCGGCUUGGGGUUGUGUUCUUUGAGCUGACGUGUCACCUGAGCGACCAAUUGGAGCGCAGCAGCGCACUGGAGGAUCUGAGGAGCCGAGUGCUGCCCACGCCGUUCCUCAUGGCCUUCCCCACUGGGGCCGCCUUCUGCCUCUGCCUGCUGCACCCCGCACCCUCACGCCGACCAGCCAUGACGGACGUCCUCACAAACAGCCUCUUCCUUCGCCUCGCUGCAGAAGCUUCCUCCGCAGCUUCCUCCCCGCACUGCCAGCUGUCUGUGUCGUUUUCGCCCCGCCACCCAUCCGAAGCACAAGAGGGCGCGGCGCGGCCGGCUGAGAAGGCACCUGGAAAGGAGCUGCCGGCUGAGAAGGCACCUGGAAAGGAGCUACCAGCUGAGAAGGCACCUGGAAAGGAGCUGCCGGCUGAGAAGGCACCUGGCAAGGAGCUGCCGGCUGAGAAGGCACCUGGAAAGGAGCUGCCGGCUGAGAAGGCACCUGGCAAGGAGCUGCCGGCUGAGAAGGCACCUAGAAAGGAGCUGCCGGCUGAGAAGGCACCUGGCAAGGAGCUGCCGGCUGAGAAGGCACCUGGCAAGGAUGUGGAGGACCAGGGAAUGGGCGCUUGUGCAGGUGCAGGCACGGGCGUUGGUGCGGAUGAGGGUGUGGAUGUUGGUGCGGGUGCGGGCAUGGGCGCUUCUGCAGAUGCAGACAUGCACGUUGGUGCUGGUGAAAGUGUGCUUGCUCGCACAGGCACUGAUGGGGCGAUUUGUGAGGGUUUUCAAGCCUCACCAGCAGGCACUGGCGCUUUCGCAGGCACUGGCGCUUUCGCAGGCGAUGAGGGGGAAGAGGGGAGAGAGGGGGAAGUGGGGAGAGAGGGGGAAGUGGGGAGAGAGGGGGAAGUGGGGAGAGAGGGGGAAGUGGGGGAAGAGGGGGAGGAAGUAGAGGAAAGGGAGGAAGGGGUCGGACAGUGUAGAGCAGGCAAGGAACCCAUGGUUGAAGCCAGUGAUGGGGAGUCGGAUGGUGGGUGGGGUGAGGAAGGGUGUAGCAGGGAGGGAGAGGAGGAUGAGCAGGAGGAAGGCGAGGAGGAAGAGGAAGAAGAGGAGGAGGAAGAUGAGGAGGGUGGGCUGCAUGGCGAGGGGUCAACAGGUCACGCGUCCACAGGCAGUGCUGACAGCAGGAGGAAGCGAGCGAGAAGGCAGAAGUUUAGUUUUGAGGCGCCUCAAAGCAGUAGGAAGCGAGCGAGAAGGCAGAAGCAGAGGGAGGAGAUGACUGAUGAGGCUGACGGUGGUAGGGGAAACGAUGGGGAAGAUGGACCAAGCAAAGAGGUGGACGAGGAGGAGGAGGAGGAUGAAGAGGAGAGAGGAGGGGAGGGAGAGGCGAGAAGCGGGUGCAAGAGGGUUCGUUGUGAAGCGCUGACAGAGGCGGAGUUGGCGGAAAGGGAGGAGGAGAACGAGGUUCUCCUGGAUUUUCUCCUGAGGGUGCAGCAGGGGAAGGCGGAGACGUCGCGCCAGGUGGCUGCCAACCUGGACGGGCUGUCUGAUGACGUGGCAGAGGUGGCUGAGAGGAGGCAGUUGCUGCUGGCGCUGUCUCAGCCAAUCAGCAAGGGCCACGCCACUAACACAGCCACCGCGAAAGCAAGCAGUUCAGGUGGUGCAAGACGAGCCAAUGGUGGCAUGAGCAGUCUCCCCUGUGGUGGAGGGGCGAGGGGGGAAAGCAGGAUCGGUGGUGGGGGUGGGUGGAGGCACAGCCAGAGACAGCGGAUCGAGGAGGACGCUGGGGGGGGGGUAUCUGGGGGGGUAUCUGGGGGGGUAACCCAGUCAGAGGGCAUGAGACAUGGAGGGGAGGAAUGUGCUCGGCUUCGUCUUGGGGCUGGGAAAGAGAGGGAAGGAGGAGGAGGAGGAAUUGAGGGAGGGAGAGGGGGUGGAGGGAGAGGAGGGAGCGCACAGGUUGGAGUGUCUGGCUGUUGCGCCAGGUCAGCUAAGUCAACAAAGUCAACGCGGAUGAGAGGGCCAGGCUCAGGAACCCUGUCUGAAAGCCCCCAGGUGCAGGGGAGUGCGGGUUGGAGAAACCAGAGAAGCAAGAAAGGUCCGACAAGUCAGGGGGGGCAGCAGAGAAGUGAGAGAAGUCCAACGCUGUCAGGAGCCACGGUGCCCAUGCGGUCUAGCUCGCGGGAGAGGGAGGGGGGGAGCGAGGGGGCGAGGGAGAGGGAGGAGGAGCGGAGGAGAAGGGUGGCGUAUGAGAGGCGGCUGGGGGGCCGAAUGAACCGCAUGAUCCAGCGCUUUGACAAGCUGGAAGAGGCGUACCUGGCGCUCCGUGCCCGCACAUGUGAUGGUGCUGCGGACGGCGCUGCAGAUGCUGCUGCUACAGCUGCGGCUAUAGCUGCUGCUGCUGGUGCUGGUGCUCCUGGCAAUUCCUCGUUGCCUCUGGCUGCUGCAGCUGAUAAGGACACAGCAGCGGCUGCUGCUGCUGGUACUGCAGCAGGCUCAGCACAACCGGCUGUAGCGGUAGCAGUAGCAGUGGGCAGCACAACUGUUUCGGAUGCUCCACCGGCUGUAACUCGCGAUGCUCCAGCAGCAGACGCCGCUACAGCCGCAGAGGAAGCUUGGCAGAACCUUCCAGAGGCUGCCAAGGCGUGGCUGAGGCGGCGGUGGGCCAUGGGGCCUGGGGGGGCUUUUACCACUCAAGCCCCCCCCCAUGACUCACAUGCACAUGCACAUGCACAUACAUACGCACGUGCACAUGCAGGCAGUGGCCGGCAGCAGCAGCAGCAGCAGCAGCAGCAGCAGCAGCAGCAGCAGCAGCAGCAGCAUGUGCAUCAGGCGCAAGCCUCAGCAGAUGAAGCUCCGACUUACUCAGGAGGGUCAGAAGAUGGCCUCCCCUACUGGGCUGCCAGGGGACGGGCAGCUGUGGGGGCAGGUGGGGGGACAGGAGAGGGGGGUGCCGGGAGGGAGGGGGACGGGGCGGAGGAGGGCCACAUGCAAGAGGUGUGGGGGCGGCUGGGCUGUGUGCGUGAACAGGUGAGGGGGCUGGGGCGAGAUGUCACUGUAAGGAGGGGUGCAGUGAGCAGCUCUGCUGGUGCUGGUGGGGAAGGUGGGAGUGGCAGUGUACGGGGUGGUGAUGAAGCUGGGGAUUGUGUAGCGGGGAGGAUGGCAGGAGGUGCUGCCGUUGCUCCUCCUGCAGCCACAGCCACAGCCACAGCCACAGCCACAGUCACGGGCACAGCCACAGCCACAACUGCAGCCACAGACACAGCUGCAGCCGCAGCCGCUGCUGGUGUGGCUCCUAGUAUGGAUGUGAGUCUAAGGGCGUCGUCUGCGCAUGACGUGGCCGCUGCGGCUGGUGAUGGCGCUGGUAGCGACGGUGGUGCAGGGCCUGCUGCUCCUCGGCUGGGCGCUGCCCCUGCUUCCCGUGUGGGGGGGAAGCGGCACGCCAGCAACAUGGGAGGGGAUGGCAGUGAGGCGAUAGGCAGCAGCAAGCAGAGAGCGUUGGGCGGACGUGGCACCAGCAGCAGCAGGGAGCAGGGGGGUAUGGCCAUGCAGGAGGGUGAGGGCACAGCCACGGGCCAUGCUGGGAUGGGAGGUGUGCCUUAUAUGGAGGCGAGAAGGUCGAACGGAGGCAAGCAGGAGUUGGGAGGUGAGAGGAGCGCAGCCCCUCACCCUGUGUGGCAGCGUGCGGCAGCAGCAGCAGCGGCACAGCAGCACAGCUGGCAGCAGCAGAGCUCGUCCGGUGGGGGAGGGGGCUGGUCUGGUGGCAUUGGCGCUGGUGGUGGUGGUGGUGGUGUGGUUGAUAGCAGCAUGCUGAAUGUACCGGCCACGACGCGGGGCACUCAUGGGACUCUGUUCUCAGUUGAUACGGAGGAAGUGGAGGUAGGAGGAGGUGGGUUAGGUGGUCGGGGAGCAGUGCUGGGAGCUUCGGAGCUCGUGAGGCACGGGCUAGAAGCACCUUCUGCACCUCGGGAAUCCUUCUCUGCCGCUGCCCUACCUGAUUCUUUACUUGCUGCAAGGUUGUCACCACCAGAAUCAUUAAGUGAGCCGACUGCGCCAGCAGCAACUGCACGAGCAGCACAAGCAGAUUCAUUACCGGCAGCACAAGCAGAGCCAGCAGCAGCAGUAGCAGUGGCACCCGCAGCAGUGCCUGCAGCAGCAGCAGCACCUGCACCAGUCACCACCCGCCCGCCGCAGCCUUGGCUGGGGCAACUCUUUGAGGGCCUCUCCCGCUACACCAGCUUCGGCAAGCUGGAGGUUCGGGCAGCGCUGCGCCGAGGCGACCUGCUAGGCUCGGCAGACAUGGUGUGCUCGGUGGCUUUCGACCGGGAUGGCGAGUUCUUUGCCACGGCGGGUGUGUUCAAACGCAUCAAGGUGUUCGACUGCAAUAGCGUGCUGCGAGCUGCGGCUGAGAGAGAGGGGCGUGUGAAGGAAGAGGGGGAGGGCAUGGAGGAGGGAGGGGAGGAGGAGGGGGGGGUGGGAUCAGAGGGGCAUGAGGGGCAUGAGGGGCAUGAGGAUGAGUUGCUGCAGUACCCGGUGGCAGAGAUGGCGGGCGAGUCGAAGCUCAGCUGCGUCAGCUGGAACCCCUUCGUCAAGAGCCUCGUCGCCUCGUCCAACUAUGAUGGCGGUGUGCAGGUGUGGGACGUGUGUGUGGGCGAGGCGAUAGCGGAGUACCGGGAGCACGAGAGGCGUGUGUGGAGUGUGCACUGCGCCCCUACCGACCCCACCAAGCUCGCCAGUGGCAGUGACGACGGCUGCGUGCGAAUCUGGAGCCUGCAGCAGGACGCCAGCGUGGCCACGAUCCGCACGCGUGCCAACGUGUGCUCCGUGCACUUCUCCCCGGCCUCGUCGCACAUCCUCGCACUCGGCUCCGCCGACUUCAAGCUCGCGCUCUUUGACCUGCGCAAGGCGCGCUCACCGCUCGCCACGCUCCCCGGCCACUCCCGCGCCGUCUCCUACGUGGCCUUCGCGGACCCCCUCACCCUCGUGUCAGCGUCCACGGACAACUCGCUGAGAGUGUGGGAUUUGAGGGACGUGCUGGGGAGCGCCGGGGACGGGUCGGUGGCUGGAGGGAGGAGCCAGCAGCAGCAGAGGCAAGGGGGCUUGGCGCCGUGCCUGCUCACAUUGUCUGGACACGUGAAUGAGAAGAAUUUCGUUGGACUUUCCGUGUCUGAGUCCGGCUACAUCGCAUGCGGCUCAGAGAACAACUCGGCAUACGUCUACCACAAGAGCGUGCCAGCGCCCAUGGCGUGCCACCGGUUUGGAGCCGUGGAUGCAGUGACGGGGAGGGCCGGGGGGGACGAUGCAGGGCACUUUGUGAGCAGCGUGUGCUGGCGCAAGGGCACCAACUCGCUGGUGGCCGCCAACUCCAUGGGUGACGUGAAGGUGCUGCAGAUGGUGGAGUGAGGGAGAGUGCAAGGGGGGAGAGAGAAAGGGGGGGUGGGAGGAGAGAGUUGGGAGUCGUGAGACAGGUGGACUCAUUGUGAGCAGCGUGUGCUGGCGGGAAGGCACCAACUUGCUGGUGGCGGCCAACUCCAUGGGCGAUGUGAAGGUGCUGCAGAUGGUGGACUGAGGGGGGGCUUGGGUUGGUGCUGCUGCAGAUGGCGGAGUGAGAAUGAGAAUGGGUGUUGCAGAUACGACGCAAGCUCACUCUAAAAUGACGCAGCAGAGCAAUGGAGUGACUGAUAAGAAGGUGCCGAGCCGAGGGUCCCAAUCCUGAAACCCUGACGGCUACGUUGAAGAGAACACGCAUGGUGCAAACUUUAGACCUAGCGGGUUGUCUUUAGAGUUGGGGGGGGCGGUGGGCUGCGAUUGUGCAUACAGGCAGGGCUCAUUGCCCUCAGGCAGGGAGCAUGAGGAUCGCGUGGAUACCAGAACUGGGACGUGCUGGGUAGAGGCGAUACCGCUUUUCCUAUAUAUGGCCCAAUAUUCCAAUCCCUGAUAUGAGUUUGCUGCAGGGAAGUUGGAUCAACCUCCGUGCAAUUUCUCUCCAUCCCAUUUUUGUUUGGUCUUGUAGUCUGCUGCUUCUCGAAUUUCAUUUGUACAGUUGCUUGCAACAACCAACAGUUGUCUUGUGCUAUCUUGUGAUAUCUUGUCUAGAAUUUCAUUUGUAUACUUGGCGGUCAGCUGAUACCGUAAUCCCCCUAUGAUGUAUAUAAAAAAUCACUAAAAAAAUGACAGGGUCUUAAAACCACAGGCUAAAAUAGCAAAGGGGGGCUUCAAGUGAGCCCCUCUUGAAGUGGGGGCACUUUUGAAAAAGUUGGGUUGCUAGAGCGAAAUUG
Molecule: messenger RNA, 15623 nt
Organism: Closterium sp. NIES-67
Lineage: Eukaryota; Viridiplantae; Streptophyta; Zygnematophyceae; Desmidiales; Closteriaceae
Source: the annotation of a GenBank genome assembly